UAUAACUAAUCACUAUUCAAUUCCCUCCCUCGCUCUCUCUUGCCUUCAAUGUCCAAAUUGAAGAUCAACAACUCAUUUCAUGAAACAUCCUUCUCCAUCUCCAAUUCCCCUCUCCUCCAACUUCCAUGCAUUUUCCACUGCUGUAUAACCCCCUGAUACGACACCGCUUCAUUCUAGGGUUUCCCCUCCCGCCAUGGCCGUCAGAGGAGUCUAUUUCAAAUGGUACGAUGGCUUUUUCUUGUCCAUGCUCGCCAUCAGUGUAGCUAUUGUGGCUAUUAAUUGGAAGCGGUACCAUUCGUGUGCUCACCCGUUGCACAUUUGGAUUGUGGUUCACUACACUACUGUUUUUGUUUUCCGGGUUUUGAUGUUUGUUGAUAAUGGCCUUGCUUCGGGAAUGGGUUUAGAUUUUGGGUGGCAGCAGAGGUAUGCUCGAUUUUGUGGAAGAGUAGUUGUGCUUUCAAUCCUUUCAAUGCUUUUCUACCCAUUUCUUUGGGCUUGGACAAUAACUGGUACCCUGUGGUUCAACAAUUCUAAAACCUGUUUGCCUGGACUGGGUCAGAAAUGGGGCUUCCUCAUCUGGUUACUUUUUAGCUACUGUGGUCUCCUUUGUAUUGCUAGCCUGUCAAUCAGGAAGUGGUUGACACGGAGACAAGCAUAUUUGUUAGAUGCCCAACAGGGGAUUCCUGUAUCCGAAUAUGGGGUUCUAAUUGAAAUGAUCCGAGUGCCAGAUUGGGCAUUUGAAGCUGCAGGUCAAGAAACAAGGGGCAUGGGCCAAGAUGUUACUCCAUAUCAUCCUGGAAUUUACCUAACUCCAGCUCAGAGAGAAGCAGUUGAAGCUUUAAUUCAGGAACUCCCAAAGUUCAGUUUAAAAGCUGUUCCUACUGAUUGCAGUGAAUGUCUCGUUUGCUUAGAAGAGUUCCAUGAAGGGAAUGAGGUCCGUGGCCUGCCGUGUGCUCACAAUUUUCAUGUAGAAUGCAUUGACGAGUGGCUUCGACUGAAUGUGAAAUGCCCUCGGUGCCGCUGCUCAGUAUUUCCAAAUCUUGAUCUCAGUGCUCUGUCCAAUAUCCAUUCUGAGCCUCAAGUCUGAACGGUACCCUGUCAUUAUCGUGACAAGAACCACAUAGGAUACAAGCCAUCCUUCUAGUCAGAGCUAACGUUCAAGUGAUUACAGGACUUCUCUGGUCCCUUCAAUAUGUGUUGAAAUUUGAGGGCCAGUUGGUGGUACAGACAAUGCUUAGUAAAAUGCUGAAAAUGGGGUUGGACCUCUUGUGACUCAAAAUAUGUCAACUGAAGACCAGAGUGCUUCUGUGGAAAGCAUGCCUGUCUUACUUAUUUUUGCAAUGUUUCUAAACUUCUAUUAUAUUUCUAACCCAUUGAGAAGUUGAAAGGGUACAUAUCCACAUCCUGCCAUUGCCUCAAGCUUUUAAAAUUGGUUUACAUUCUGACAAAUCCAUAAAGAAAUGGAUCACACCUCGCUUCUUCUUAGUGAUGUUGUAGAAAUAGGACUUGUAAAGAUGAAAUACUCUUUUUGCUUAGAUAACAUAGGUUAGAGGUGCAAUUCUGCAAUUGUUUUUGGUGAUUUAAUAACUAACAGUAUGUUGUUUUUAAUUGGGGCAAUAUUGUUUUCUAUUUCUUGUAAGCUGGAGUUUGAUAUGGAAAUGAAGUAGAUAUUUGGUUUUCUCUUUUCAUUGGCCA
Molecule: messenger RNA, 1695 nt
Organism: Lotus japonicus
Lineage: Eukaryota; Viridiplantae; Streptophyta; Magnoliopsida; Fabales; Fabaceae
Product: E3 ubiquitin-protein ligase SIS3-like
Exons: 10
Coding region: 194-1087 (297 amino acids)
Biological process (GO): sugar mediated signaling pathway
Molecular function (GO): ubiquitin-protein transferase activity
Source: RefSeq, a predicted model, not a curated record